Molecule: messenger RNA, 6531 nt
Organism: Drosophila suzukii
Lineage: Eukaryota; Metazoa; Arthropoda; Insecta; Diptera; Drosophilidae
Product: pneumococcal serine-rich repeat protein
Source: RefSeq, a predicted model, not a curated record
UCGUUGAAAUAAUUUUCGUAACAACGAUCACACUCGUUUGUGCGCGGUGAACGGUUGUUUCUCGGCAAUCGACACUCGUUUGUGUAUUGCGAAGACGGGCGGACGUACGUCGGCGUCGAAAGCGGAAAAAGCGCUAAAGCGAAAUAGCGAAAAAGUGCGAAUACGCCAGCAACAACUUGUUUUUUUUUGUCCAACCAGCGUCGUCGCGACAACAACAGAAAGGAAUAUAAUUAACCAAAAAAAAAAAACAUACAUAAGCGAGAGAGAAAAGCAGCCACUAAUAUAUAACGACAAAUGAAUAAAAUAGUUUUGUUUUUUUGCCACACUGCAAAAAUGCAGUCAGCGUUUGUUUGUCUCCUUAAAUGAAUCCAAGCCCACUGUGAAAAAAAAGGAUAACCGGGGAAAAACCAAAGAAGGAUAUCAACAACCAGAGGAUACCAAGAGAGUGAGAGCAAGCGAAAGCGCAUUCAAGAGCGAAAGAGCGAGCGAGAGCGAGCUAGAGUGGAGCGAUGGCCAGCGAGGAUGUGCAGAUUACCAGCGUCAUCGAUGCAAAUGGCCAGAAUUUGCCGCUCCACGGCACCAGCUUGGGCGGAUCCCUGGGUCCGCCCGUGAAACAGGAGCGUCCCGAUGACGCCGAGAUCCGCGAACUGGCCGCCAAGAUGAAGGAGCAACAGAAGCAACAGGCCGCCCAGCAGGCAUCCCGUCAAGCGGCCAUGCAGCACUCGAAUGGCGGUGGUGGCGGCUCAUCUGCCACAUCCGGUGGCAAUAUGCAGCCACCGAUCACCAAUGGGAAUGGUCAGACAAACAUCAUGAGUUAUCUGUCCCGGCAUCAGAAACUACCCAAUGGUACCAUGCAGGUGGUGCCCGCCUUAGCCGCCAAUGGCCGCUCCAACGGGGCCAUCAGCGACUCUGCCGGUUCGGACAAGAAGUCCUCCUCAUCGGCGGGUCCCUGCGAUGAGGAGUCCAUCAACGGCCACUUUGGCUGGGCCCAGUUCGGCAAGGUGUCCAUACCGUACAUCUUCAGGCAGUCGGAGAAGUACUGCUCCGUCCGCAUGAUCGAGCUGAAGCUGCUGGGCAAGUACCUCAAUUGCCUGCACCCGGACAUCUACUCCAGCUGCACCUGCGUGCGCAGCUACUAUAUCACAGAUGCCGAGGCCCGUCUCUUCAUCGAGAUCAAUCACAAGCAUUGUGACAGCGAGUUCGGUCGCGAUAUCUUCAAUCAAAAGGAUCUGGUGGUGCGUCUCAGUGAUGCCUCCAAGUUCUAUCAGUUCCUCGACAUUUGCUAUCGCAAACUGGUCUCCGGCAGCAAGACGCCAUCGGAGAAAUGCGGCUUCAUUCGCAUCAACAAGGAAUCGGUGGUGCCGUACACUGUGCGCAAUAACCAGCAGGUUGUGCCGCUCUUCUACUUCGAGGGCGAGACUGAGAAUCUAAAGACCAAGGCGGAGCUGCUCAACGGCUGGGAUCUGGCCUAUCUGAAGUUCUGCUGCAAGGUGCAGGGCAUACGCAACGAGCUCUUCUCCAGUGAGAAUGUGGCCGUCAUCUCGCUAACGGACAUCAAGAGCUACUUCCCCAAUGGCACCGAAUUCGAGGACUACUGGCCAAGCAAGGUGGUCGACUCGAAUCUGCUGAUUGGCAAUCGGGCCAAUGUCAAUAAUUCGGUGAACUGGACACGACAGCCCUCGGCGCCGCCGCCCAAGGUGACGACAUCGGGCUCCGGAUCGUCGAGCGGCGGCGGCGGCGGCGGAGGAGGAUCCUCCUCCUCCAGCGGUGGCAAUGGCCUGGGACAGAAUUCCUCCACAUCCUCGUCCUCGAAUUCGGCGGGCGGCGGUGGCGGCGGCGGUGGUGGUCAACAGGUGACCUCCAAGUCGCAGCAGCAACAGCAACAUGCUUCGGCCGCAGCUGCGGCAGCGGCCUCGGCGCAACAGCAACACCUGAUGAAGCAACGCGCCGCCGCAGCAGCAGCCGCCGCCGCCGGCGCCAAUGGGGUGGCCAGUGCGGCCAACAGUUUCGGGGCAGCCGCGGUGGCGGCCUUCAAUUCCCAGGCGGCGGCGGCAGCCUCAAUGCUCCAGCAGUCGCAGGGCAACAACAGGAUGCUCUCGCAGGCCACCGUACAGGCCCUGGCCAGCAGCGGCUGGAUGUCCGGGCAGAGCAACCUGCAGCUCCACGCCCAGAUGAUGGCCCAGCAAACGCAUGCGAACGCAAAUCGCGUGGGAAGCUACCGGGAGCACAUGAACAACCUGAUGAUGAGCGGCGGCAGCCGGCAGCCGUAUUCCUACAACAAUCCCGCGAUCUCCAUGUCCUCGGUGAACAACCACAGCGGGGGUGGCGGGAACGCCCCACCUCCCCUCGUCCGCUCGGCGGCGGGCCAGAAUGCCAACCACAUGUCAAAUGUCGAGCAGUCACUGGUGCAACAACAACAACAGCAACAGACACAACAACCGCAACAACAACGACACCAGAACAGCACAUAUAACAACAACAACAACAACAGCAACAACAACCAUGCACCACAGCAACACUCCUCACCAAACAACCAGAACAAUAAUAGCCACCACCAUCAUCACCAUCAACAACAGCAACAGCAGCAGCAACAUGCCUUAGCCAAAAGUCACGGCAGCAACAGCAACAGCAGCAACAUGAGAAGUAACAACAACAACAGCAGCAGCAGCAACAAUGCCAGCAGCAACAACUCCAAUUCGGCAGCCGCUGUGGCCGCUGCUGCUGCGGCUGGCUAUGUGCAGGCUCUUCUAGGAGGAGGAGGCGGUGGAGUCGGCGGCGGCGGUACAGGGGGCGUGGCUGUUGGCGCUGGCACCAGCAGCAACAAUGCCUUCAACUACAACCUGCCCUCGACUCGAGCGGAUUACACAAAUCUAGCCUUGUGGAAUCAACUGACACCCGCCCAACGUUUGCUCUUCAGUCAGCAGCUAAAAGGUGCUAGUACUGGCACUGCCAUUGGUAAUCCCAGCAAUCCCAGUUCCAUUCAUCAUCAUCCCACCGGAAAGCAGAACUUUCCAGCCCUGCCCUCCUUGCCACUGGACACAGAUCUGAUUACCAUGCUGGACUAUAAUAAUCCCAAUAAGGCGAAUAAAAGUCUGAAAUCUGGUGGUGUUACCUUUACCAAACCCAUAGUGCCACCAUUGAUACCAGAUGGUUCGGGUGCCGAGAUAACUCUGACCAAAAGCAGCAGAAGAGGAGGAGGUGGUGGUGGUGGUGGAGGAGCAGCUGAUGGUGGAGGAGGAGGAGUGGCCAGUACUGGAAGUGGCACUACCAUACCGCUUAACUCCACACAAGCUCUCGAGGAUUUCGAAAAGAAGUGCACCGUGAUGACGGACGAGAUGCGGGCUGUUAUACAAAAGGUUUUGGCAAAUCCGGAUCUCUCGACAUUCAUACAAACCAAUUCCAGUAGCAAUAAUAGUGCAAAUAAUCAAAAUCAUCUGGUGCCUUCGUAUAUAUCGCCACCGAUGUCGCCAUCGGUUGUGGGUGGCCUAAACAUGGGCAUGGCCAUGGGAAAUGUGGCCACCCUGACAUUGGCAUCCAAUCCGAAUGUGACAAUAACACCACAGUUGCCGGGACACUUUCUACAUUCGCCAUCCAGUUCGUGUUCCAGUUCGAGUGCCUCGAAUACGGCGGCAUCACCGCUGAGCAGUGGCGGCGGCGGUGGAGGGGGAUCAACAAGUGGGGCGGGUGGAGCCGGUGUGGUGGGGUCAUCCAGCGGGGCAAGUGGUCGGCAAAAGAGCGUGAUUUGUUCAACCAAAAGCAAUAAUCUACCCAUGGCCAUACUUUCGCUAGCUAGCAAUAAUAAUUCAUUAGGGGUUAGUUCAAAUUCAGGCGGACGGCGGAGUAAUAAUAAUAAUAAUAAUAAUAAUAAUAAUAAUCAUAAUAGUAAUUACAUUCGUCAGACACACAGCCAAACUAGUAGUAACCACAGCAAUACACAAACCACCCAACAACAACAACAACAACAACCCACACCCACUGACGUAAUCGAUCUGUCCUCCUCCCGAAGGUCACUCGCUGCAUCGGCGGCCUAUUUGCAGCAACACUCAUCGGCGGUCGCCCAGCAGCAGCAACAGGUGGCAGCGGCAGCGGUGGCCCAGCAUCAACGUUUGGCCGCCGCCGCAGCCCAUCAUGCCCAGCAUGCCCAGCAAAAUGGACGCAGUUCCUCGAAUUCUGGUGGAAAUUCCGGCAGUUCAGCGAAUUCUUCAGGCAACAACAACAAUGGUACGAGUAACUCGGGUUCCACCGGCAAUGGCUCAACCGGCAAUGGUAGUGCCUCAUCCAAUAGCGCCUCCAUGCAUCUGCAACGGCAUGCGGCACUAGUGGCGGCGGCCAGUGCGGCGGAUAGCGCCCAACGGUUGUGCGUCAUACCCGAAAUACCCACCAACAACAUGAACCUGACGCCCUACAAGGUGCAAAAGGUGUGCGUCGACAAGCACCUGGUGCCCUGCAUCAACAUGAAGGCCUACAACGACUCCGAGCAGCUGAUGACCCUCAUCGAGUUCCAGAAGAAUUUCUUUCCCUCGGUGCCACUGGAUCACUGCAAGCGGCUGAUCGAGGCCCUAGGCGUGGAGCUCUACAAGGCGAAUCGGCGACAGGUGCAGAUCCUGAUGGAGUACGACCGCAACUACAACGAGAACAUGCCGCUGGUGCAGGUGCGCGACAUCAUCAAGUACAUGACGCAGCUGACCUUCAUGACGCGCCAGCCGGAGCAGCCGCCGGCCAAAAGGACGCGCACGAGCUAGGAAUUAAGCUGGGGAGCACAACAUUUGCCACCAACAACAACAACAACCACAACAAAAACAGCAGCAGCCACAAUACCAACAACCACACCAACAACACAACCAACAUCCAGCACAACAACAGCCACAACAGGCAGCACCAUUGCAGCCACAGCUCAUACAAGAUCAACAGCAACAUCAUCAGCAGCAGCAGCAACUUUGGUGGCAGGCACUUCGUUGAGGAGACGGGCCCUCACACCGCCAGCGAAUGUGAGCGGUGGUGAAGUUCUGACCAGGCGGAGGGCACUAGCACCGCCGCCAGCUCCACCAGUUCCUGCCACACCACCUGGCACAGGAAGCCGAGGUUCUCCUGCAACAUCAGCAACACCAGCACACACCACCAGCAACACAUACGAAAUGUUGUACUCCCACAACCCACACCCGCACCAUCCAGCCGCCCAGCAUCACACAGCAGCCCAGCAGCAGCACCACCACCAUCAGCAGCAGCAUGAGCAGCAGCGUUUGUUGAAGAAGCGGCAGCAUGCAGAGCAGACGGCUGCCAAAAAUCCCCGAACUGCUGCGGCGGCUGCUCAAAAGAUGGCCGAAGCGGAGCAUGCGUACUUAUCUAAUUUAUAUGGCAAGGCGGCGGCCAGCAUGCUGAGUCCACCAUUGGGCAAUGUUCUGCCCGAAUGGGAGCAGCAUAGGCAGCGAAGGUCACAGGCGGCGGCAGCAGCAGCAGCAGCAGCACCGCCCCAGCAGCAACAUCAGCAGCAGCAGCAACAGCAGGCGGCGGUGGCGCCACCCCAGCGACAUAUAAUGCAUCGCAGGCACAGCGUGUGUGCCGCUGGACUGGCCAGCCUGUCGCCUGCCUCCUCGACACACUCCUCUUCGACGGCCUCGCCCACGGCGGCGGCAGCGGCCUUGGCUGCAGCAUCCUACUACGGAAGUGCAGCGGCAGCAGCGGCGGCGGCAUUUACGGCACCAUAUCAACACCAUCAUCAUCAUCAUGCUGCAGCGGCUGCGGCGGCACACCAUCAUGCGGCAGCAGCAGCAGCGGCAGCGGCGGCAGCUGCAGCGGCCCAUCACACACACGGUCAGCCGUCGCCCACCAUCUAUCCACCCACUCCGCCGCCAUCGGCGCCCUGGGUGCAUCCUUGGUAUGCCGGUGAUGCCGCCUUCUGAGCAAGAGACCGUAGAUAGAGUAUAGAUCCUAGACAGAUUCAGAUCCCAAGGGGCAAGCAACUCAAGCCCCACACUGUACAUUCGAGUUUCUAGUUUGUUAAGCUAUUUAUUAAAACGACAAAAAGUAAAACAGAAAACAAAAAAACAAAAACAAAAACCUAGAGAGAAAGAUAGAGAGGUGCCCCCAAAACAUUUUUUUUUGCGCGCGUGUUCUGGAGGAUAUUAGGUUGUAAGUAGGCUAACUAAAACAAUUUCUGGGCAUUAUAUGUCAACUAACCAAUAUUCGAGGGAAACCUUAUCGAUGAUAUAUGGACUAGAGCUGCUGGGAUUUCGUUUGGUCAAACAACAACAAAAACAACAGCAAAACAACAAACAAACAUUUUUAACUGAGAACUCAAAGAACUGAUUACAUAUUAUUAUCAAAACACACACAGAGAGGACAAUUCGUUAUCCUUUUUGAUUCGUUUGGAAUAUUUUUUCGUGGUUCAAAAGUCUUUUUCUAGAAAUAUUUACAUAAAUUAACAGAUAUAUGCUAUACAUGUGUAAUAUAUAGGUAAAGAGAGCCAACAAACUCGUCAUAUUGUAAACAAGAAAUUAAAUUUCUUGCGUUUCAAAACUAUGCAAAAAAAAA